Cyanistes caeruleus (blue tit) is the source of this 6595-nucleotide messenger RNA. RefSeq names its product protein phosphatase 1 regulatory subunit 12B (gene PPP1R12B). Gene Ontology annotation, biological process: signal transduction. Lineage: Eukaryota; Metazoa; Chordata; Aves; Passeriformes; Paridae. Gene Ontology annotation, cellular component: A band; Z disc; cytoplasm. Gene Ontology annotation, molecular function: protein kinase binding; phosphatase regulator activity; enzyme inhibitor activity. The record is from RefSeq and is a predicted model, not a curated record.
GUCCGCUUCGAGGAGGGCGCCGUGUUCCUGGCCGCCUGCUCCAGCGGCGACACCGAGGAGGUGAAGAGGCUGCUGGGCCGCGGCGCCCGCAUCAACACCACCAAUGUGGACGGGCUGACAGCCCUGCACCAGGCCUGUAUUGAUGAGAACCUGGACAUGGUGAAGUUCUUGGUAGAAAAUGGAGCCAAUGUGAACCAGCAAGACAAUGAGGGCUGGACCCCUCUUCAUGCAGUGGCGUCGUGUGGCUACUUGAACAUAGCAGAGUUCCUGAUCAGCCACGGGGCCAACGUGGCUGCUGUCAACAGCGAGGGGGAGGUCCCGUCCGACAUCGCCGAGGAGGCGGCCAUGAAGGACCUGCUUCUGGAGCAAGUCAAGAAACAAGGUGUAGACCUAGAGCUGUCAAGGAAAGAAGAGGAGCAGCAAAUGCUCCAGGAUGCCCGGCAGUGGCUGAACAGUGGGAAAAUUGAGGAUAUAAAGCAGCCUCGGACAGGAGCCACAGCUCUUCAUGUUGCUGCAGCCAAGGGCUAUUCUGAAGUCAUGAGGCUCCUGAUCCAGGCUGGGUUUAAUUUGAACGUCCAGGACAAUGAUGGCUGGACUCCACUCCAUGCUGCUGCUCACUGGGGAGUGAAGGAAGCGUGUUCCAUCCUGGCUGAGGCUCUGUGUGACAUGGACAUCAGGAACAAGCUGGGCCAGACGCCCUUUGAUGUUGCUGACGAGGGACUUGUGGAGCAUUUAGAAAUGCUGCAGAAGAAACAGACUGUGCUGCGAAGUGAGAAGGAGACAAGGAAUAAGCUGAUUGAAGCUGACAUGAAUGGGAAGCCUCAAAACAGAUUCUUCACCAACAAAGAGAAGAUUCUUUAUGAGGAAGACACAAUGAAGUCCGUGGAAGCUGAGGAAGAGAACAAGGACUCGAGCAGUUCUAGUUCUGAAGAGGAAGAAGCUGAAGAUGAAGUUUCAGAAUCAGAUGCUGAAAAGGAGUCAGAGAGAAAGGAAGAGCCCUUUGCCAACCACUCCAGCCGUGAAUCCAGGCCCAGCAUCACUGAGCAAAUGGCACCACCUGAGCCAAACUCCUUCACUGCGUCUGCCAGAAGAUUCAGUUGGCUCAGCAAGUCAGAUGAGCAGAAGGAUGAAUCACCUUCGUCCUGGAGGCUGGGCCUGAGGAAGACUGGCAGCCACAACAUGCUGAGUGAAGUUGCUGCCACUCGUGAGGCACAGAGGGAUAAAACUUCUUCCAUCUAUCGCUCCUCAUCCAGCCCUCGGAUAUCUGCGCUGUUGGACAACAAGGAAAAGGACAGAGAUAACAAGAGUUAUCUUGCCACCAUAGUCCCCAGAAGACUGAGCAGUACGAGUGAUAUAGAAGAAAAAGAAAACAGAGAAUCUGCAGUGAACCUGGUGAGGAGUGGCUCCUACACCCGGCAGCCCUGGAGAGAUGAGCCAAAGGGAAACGAAGCUCCCCACUCUGGUGCCCCCACUACCUACGUAUCCACCUACUUGAAAAGUGCUUCAUUUGGUAGAAGUAGUGACCCGAGCAGUCCCUACAUUUCAGCCAGUUGCAGUCCAUCUCUAGCUACCUCACCCACUGCCAUUGGCUCAUCUACCUCCCUGGGCACCCCGUGGCAAGCUGUCCCUUGCUGUCCCCCAUCUCUCGGUGUGAGCACUCCUGCUUCAGCCCGCCACAGCACCAGAGCCCCUUUCAGGCAACAAACUGAUUCUGCUGUAGAGAAAAACGCAGAGGGCAGCUGUGGCAGCACCCCUCUAGGUGUAAUCACAAACCGUGCUGUGCUCGGCGCUGCCAACGGCACCGGGAAUGCCGGGGCUGCCUCCGCCCUGGGAAAGGAGCUCUCUGCUGAGGAGCCCAGGGAGCGCAGAAGGUCAUAUCUGACUCCGGUGCGGGAUGAGGAAGCAGAAUCCCUGAGGAAGGCACGAUCCAGACAGGCCCGGCAGACCCGCAGGUCUACCCAGGGCGUGACGCUGACGGAGCUGCAGGAGGCCGAGCGCACGUUCAGCCGCUCGCGCGCCGAGCGCCAGGCGCAGGAGCAGCAGAGCGACACAGCCCAGGACAGCGGCGACCGGCCCGAGAGCCGCGGCCGCUGGGGCAGGAGCACAGAGGACGAGACCGUGUAUCGGCGACUGAGGGGCCCAGCCCAGCCUGACAAACCCACAACACCUGUGUCUCCUUCCACAGCAGCACCUCUGCUCUAUACAAGUUCAUACCUGACUCGAACAAAUAAAUAUCUAGGGCUGGACUCAGUGAAUCCAGCAGAUUUCAGAGCGGCAGCCACAGAGAUGGAGAAAAAUGAGUGUGAAGAUCAGGAUUCAGACGACAGAUCCCUGAACAAGCAGUCGAUCCGAGAGCGGCGACGACCAAAGGAGAGACGGAGAGGCACCGGCAUCAUCUUCUCAACACAGGAUGAUGAUGAUGAAGUUGAUGGAAAUGAAGAAGUGAAGGAAACUCGGCAUGAGAGACUUUCCAGGUUGGAAGCAGCUACAAACCCCAGCACGAGUGAGUCCUACAGCGACCGUGCCUCCAGCCGCUCCAGUGCCUACAGCCGCAGGGAGAACCGGCUCGCCGCCCUCAGCAGCCGGCCAGAGGACGAGAGCAACAGGGACUAUAAGAAAUUAUAUGAGAGUGCCCUGUCUGAAAAUCAAAAGCUGAAGUCAAAGCUGCAAGAAGCCCAGCUUGAGCUGGCUGACAUCAAAGCAAAGUUGGAAAAAGCAACCCAGCAGAAACAGGAGAAAACUUCUGACCGGUCCAGCAUGCUGGAGAUGGAGAAGAGGGAGAAGCGAGCCCUUGAGCGGAAACUCUCUGAAAUGGAGGAGGAAAUGAAGAAUCUCCACCAGCUCAAACAGAUUCACACUCUGAGGCAGAUGAAUGAGCAGCUGCUGGCUGAGAACAGGGCUCUGACCCGGGUGGUAGCCAGACUUUCUCUGCCUGCCAAGCCCUCGGAAUCAGAGGAGCUGUAGCUGCUUUCCCUCCGGCUCAUCUUGCCUCCCUCUUCCACUCUUCCAGGCAGGUCUCCUCUCCCUGGCCAGGCACUUCUCGCUCUCUCCCUGCACUCCAGGGUGGCUGGUGAAGCUUGUGGCCAAAAGCUUGUGCCAAAGGAUGUCCAAACUCUGCGAGCUUGGUGCUGCUGCCACGGCAGGGCUCUGCUCACCCUGCUGCCUCCUGCUCUGCUUGGCAGAUGCUGCUGCCCUUGCUAGCUUAGCACUGGGAAAUGGCUUUGGGGUGGCUUGGCAGUGCCAGCAGCUCCUUGCCUGGUACUUUGCCUUCAGACAGACCCACAGAAUGGUUUGUGUUGGAAGGGGCUUUAAAGCUCAUCUCAUUCCACCCCCUGCCACGGGCAGAGACACCUCCCUCUGUCACAGGUUGCUCCAAGCCCUCUCCAGCCUGGCCUUCAACACUUGAAAAUAGGUGGUUUAUGCUACAUGUAAUAGAAUUCUUUUUAAUUGUACUUAGUUCAGGGAGAAGCUGGCACUCAGAAAAUCAGAUUAUCCAAAGUCAGGAAAUUUUCAAGGAAGUUGUGAAAAGCGAACAUUUUAGACAGAAAGAGGAUUUUUACAAAAACUACAAACCGAGCUGUCCUCAGAAGGUUUUCUUGGUCACUUGAACAAAAAGGACAAGCUCAUUUCUUUAUUUUAAACUGAAAUUUUUGAGUCCACAGGCUCAGCACCCCACCCUGCCUGCUGUGGGCUGGCACAGGGUGGGGGAUGCAGCAGGAGCCAGACCAGGAGCGCUCUGAUUUCAUCUUCUGUUUUAAAUCCAGUGCAGGACAAUUCAUGUUUGUAACCCAAGGAUGCAUCUUCCUUAAGCUUUGCCCUCACACAUCACACAGUUAAAUUAUGUCUCUUCCUGCUACUUCAUUGGUUCAAUGCUAAAGUAAAGCUGUAAAUGUUCCUUUCUUGGGGCCCUACCUGUCCUUUGCAGGUUAAGAGGGAUAUUCAUAUCCCUUCAGACACAAGAAGUCAUGUGCUCUUGUGGGCUGGAAGUGGCACUACAGAAUAAAAAAAAUCUAUUCUUAGCACACAAAUUAUAUCAAGGCUGAUUAACCAUAGAAACAAACUAAUCAGGGGAAUUGUGGCUUCCCCUUUCCAGGAGUCUCAGCUCAAUCCCACACAAGAGCUGGGAGAGUUGGGUGUCAUGUUGUGUGCCCUGGGGUAGGCAGAUGGUCAGUGAAAGAAUCUCCCAGCCUUUCUGGUUUUAAUCUGUGGUCCUGUCCUCCAGCCUGACCCUGCCUCAUUUCUUCUCAUACACCGUGAGUUUAAUUCAUUCUCCUUCCCCACACGCCUUGAGACCUGAGAGGGAAAAUUGGGCAAAAUUAUUUCCAGACUCAGCUGAUGUUUCACAAAGUGCAAUUCACCUCUGCUGCUCCCAGGACGUGCCCAUGUUAUCUGUGUCCCUCCAUCCUCCCUCUGCCCUGGCUGAGGUUCAUCCUCCCCUCCUCACUCACAGCAAGGGGAGAGCCAUGGGCUGUGAGCUCUGCUGACUGAUUUUCAACUCUUUUAGUAGGCCUGACACAGGAUGGUGCUGGUAUGUGUGAACUCUGCCUCAGUGGUGUCUGUGGCCACCACAGCUGUGCAGUGAUUUACCGGUUAACCAGUGAUGUACUGGUUUACCAGUGAUGUACUGGUUUACCAGUGAUGCACUGGUUUACUAGUGAUGUACUGGUUAACCAGUGAUGUACUGGUUUAAGCUCUGCCAGAUGUACCGUGCUCUCUCCAGUGAAUCUCAUUUUCCUGAACCCACAUUAUUUCUUGAGGAGCCAAAGUGUCCCAGGUAACACAGCCCUGCCAUUCCCUGGGGCUGGGCCACAUCACCAUUCCUGUGAGACAUCUGUAAACAUGCUGGAAACUUCCAGCCCUUCCAGCCUGUUCCCCUGGGCUUCAUUUCACCUGACCUGAGGCUAAUUUCCCUGGCAGGGAGGAACACCGUCACCUUGUGUUAUGCUGAUGUGUAGCUUUCAGGAAGCCUCUCUGGGCACUGGUGGAUCGAGGUUAUGACCAGAAAACAUGUCCAGAGGCAUUUAUUCCACAUGUUCUCACACUCCUUCAGUUUCAAAUAAGUGACACAGGUCACACAGAUCCCCCUGUGAGGCAGAGCUCUGUCAGGCUCCAGCUGAGCCCUGGCACUGGGGUGUUCUCUCUGCUGUAAUUUCUGGGAACCUGUGACACAUUCUCACUACCAAAACAAGUGUCAGGACCUCACAUGUCCUUUAUCCCAGCAAUGGGCACUGCAGAGCUGCCCCAGGCAGAGACAGGGGCCUGACAGGACUGCCUGGGAUGAGCUGGGAGGCACCAGCUCAGGAGGAAACAGAGGAGUGCAGAGGGCUCUGCUGUGUCUGUGAGCUCCUGAUCACUUUGGUGAUGGUGAUUCCUCUUCUUUGGCCAUGAGGAAUGGCACAAGGGGCCAUUGUGCUGUUCUGGUGAUACAGCCAUGGUGAUACACCAGCACUGGGUCCAGGGAGGCACACUCAGCAUCACUGGCCAACCCAGCACAAGGAUUUCCCCUUUCCACAACAUCCUUCCUCCCCCUCUAAGAAACUUCCCACCUGAAACAUCCAGCACCAGGGAUGGAGUUGGGUGUGUUAGGUCACAGCCAUGGCACGAAAUUGCUCUGCUGGGAGCUGGUUCUGCUCCAGGAGCUGCCCACACUCAGAGCUGGUGACCAUGGAGGGACUGCAGGUGGAGGGUGGCAGAACACUGUGCUCAGACCUGAAAUAGCAGCUUAGGAGGAGAUUUAGUGCAGAAUUUUAAUUUGAGGGAAUUCCUCCAAAAUGCUCCUUGGCAGGCUGAAGUGGAGCUCACACAGGUACUGUGUGUGUGAUCCCACUCUGGGUGCCCCUGUGAUCACCCUGUGAUCUGCUGGCACCCAUGCUGGGAGUGACCCCUUGUGUGUCACACCCCAGACAGGAGCAGGGGGUCUCCUGGUGCCCAGCAGCUGGAACAGCCCACGGGAGGUCACUCCCUGCAGCUCAGAAAGUCAGCAGGGUUUAUGACAGUGGGAAAUGCUGGAAGGGUCCUGUGGAAGCUCUUUCUUCUGUUCCCAAAGGUUUUUGUCUCUGUUGCAACCUCACUUGAGCACCCAGGAGGUAUCCCCAGUGUCAUUGUGUUCUACCAGUCCUCUGGCCUUGGCACCUGGGACUGUGUUACACAUCUGUGGGGUCCCAAGGAGAUUUGGGGUAUUCUAAAGAUAAUCUGGCAAGGUCCAGUCCCAAGUGAAGAUUCCAGACCUUUGGUUUCCUUCUAGUCCUGGCAAAAUGGAUAAAGCAUAUCAGAAACAGCAGCUUUACUGUUGUCUGGUGGGCUGUAUUCAGCCUCUGGGCACAGGUUUGGGGUGAAACAACCCAGAAAUGGUUCCUGCCCUGCCAGCCUGGCGCUGAGCUGCUGCUGGGGCUGUGUCCUUGCUUCGCACCAGGGGCUCCCUGCCUCGGGGCUCCCUGGCUCAGCGCUGUGCUCGAGGCCCCUCUCUCCCCUCUUGCCUGGCAGCUUCUCAAAGCUCUGGAGGUGCUGCAGAGCCCUGGAACUGUGCUGGGUGGAGGGGCUGCCAUGUCCCCUCUGCCCCCCCGAGCCCCUCUGAUCCUGCCUUGUCUUCGUCUCU